UUCUUCCCCAGGUGUGAUGGACCUCAGCUUCGAGGCCGAGAGUCCUCUGGCGCCCCCGGCUGAACUCCUGGAGAGGCUGCCCAGCUGUGACUGCCUUCUUCAAGGGGACAGAUGCUGCCGGUCUUGGAACCCAGGAUGCCAGAUAUUCUUCCCACCUUCGGAGGCCCCGGGGAGGCCCCGGGAACAAAGGUGCUGGUCUUCGUUUCUGGAACACAGAGUCCCCGUGGUGACAGAGGAGGUGGCCCGGGAAGCCCUCCUCAGCUUCGUGGACUCCAAGUGCUGCUACAGCAGUGCGGCCGCCGGUGACCUCGUCAUCCUGGAGCUGAAGCAGCAGGUCCUGCGCAGGUAUCGACUAGAAACCUUCAGUGAAUCCAGGAUAAGUGAAUGGACUUUUCGGCCCUUUACCAACCACUCCGUGGAUGGGCCACAAAGAGGGACCUCCCCCAGGCUUUGGGACAUCAAGGUCCAGGUUCCCCCGAUGUUUCAGGAAGAUACCAGGAAGUUCCAAGUCCCUCACUCAUCGUUGGUCAAGGAAUGCCACAAAUGCCACGGGCACGGGCGCUACAAGUGCAGCAGCUGCCACGGGGCCGGCACGGUGCGGUGCCCCGCAUGCAGCCGGGCCAAGCGCAGAGCCAGGCCCGCCCGGCGGUGUCAGAUGUGCUCGGGGUCCGGCAGGCAGAGAUGCAGCACAUGCUCAGGGAGGGGGAACAAGACCUGUGCCACCUGCAAGGGCGAGAAGAAACUGCUGCACUUCCUCCAGCUGGUCAUCGUGUGGAAGAACAGCCUGUUUGAGUUUGUGUCUGAGCACCAGCUGGCCUGCCCCGGGGACCUGCUUGCUAAAGCCAGAGGAGAGACACUCUUUAAGGAUGAAAACACGAUGGUGUACCCCAUCGUGGACUUCCCCCUGCGGGAAAUCUCUCUGGCCUCCCAGCGGGGUAUCGCCGAGCACAGCGCUGCGCUGGCCUCCCGAGCCCGCGUGCUGCAGCAGCGCCAGACCAUUGAACUGGUCCCCCUCACGGAAGUUCGUUACUGGUACCAAGGAAAGACGUACGUCUACUACAUCUACGGCACCGACCACAAAGUGUACGUGGUGGAUUACCCCGAGAGGUACUGCUGUGGCUGCACCAUCAUCUGACGUCGCACAUCUGCCCCCAGAGCCCGCCACUCACGUUUGCCCAGGAGAUUGGCCGAGGUCUCUGAGUUGACUCACUGUUGGCUCCUCUGGACAAUUGCAUGCAAACCCGGGUGUGUCCUUCCAGAGAAUUCAGCUCCUCUGUCAAGCUACAAGUCCUUCUGGAGCCCGUCUGGCGGAAUCUAUCACGUGUCUAAGCUACAAGAAUUCAUCUACACACAUUGCUUUAGGAGAAAUAACUUAAGCAGUGGGGGCUUUGCCUCUGGCCUGUGAACUAAAGCCCUGAUUGAGCGCGGGGUUGAUUUUACUUUUCCCUCGGUCAGUCUCAGUUCUGGUGUGUCUCUGCUAGUCUGGGCCUUUUGUGGAGCUGAGUGAUUCUGAAAUGUUGAAAGAUAGACAGAAAUUAGCUGCCUCUUACGCACACCAACUAGUGCACUUAGGCAAAAAUGUACACCAUUUUACUCCUCAUUCUGUGGGUCAGGAAUUCAGACACAGCCAUGGUGGGAUGGCUUAUCUCUGUUCCAUGACAUCUGGUGCCUCACCUGGAAGUAUCAAAGGCUGGGGUGGCUCAAGGGCAGGGGCGCUGAAGGCUGGUUCACCCAGAUGCCUGGUGGUCGAUGGCGGCUUUCGGCUGGAACACCUACAUGGGGCCUCCCCGUGCGGCGUGGGCUUCCUCACAGCAUGGCGGCUCUCAGGGUAAGCACCCCACACGUGUGCCCCAAUUAAAGAGACAGAGCUCUGUUCCCAGACUGGAGAACGAACCCGCUGUGUUGGAUAGACCAAGGGUCUGUAUGCUAAUCUCUAACGUGGUGCCUGUGCAUGGGUAAAUUUUAGAGAGUGCUUUUGGGUAUAUGCAGGUUCUUACAUCACGUGCUGACCUUAGAACCUGCGCACCGAGUAGAAGGUGACCUGGAUGUCCUGUGUACCCAGUCCCAGGCAGGAACUCCCACCUGGUGCAGUGAGGCUGGGUGGGUGGAGGGGACACCCUGCACACUGAAUGCCCGGUUGGCUUUGGAGGGGUGGUUCGGGGGCUGCGUGAGCCACCGUGUACCUGAUUGUGAGUAACCGGAUGUCCCUGUCAUCUUACAAUGCCUGCCCCCACCCGGAAGGGGAGUGCUACACCCCAGGAGGGCCAGUCCGUACCCUCUUGAUCCCCAAGCUCCUGCUGGCCUGCAGCCCUCGUCCCCCAUAGGGCAGAAGCACGUGGACAUAAGAGGCCUGGCUGGGGAGGCUCAGGUGGAGGAGGGGUGGUCUGAGGCCAUUCCCCUGGGGCCUCGUACAAAUGGAGGGGACGGUUUUUGGCUGUUGCCAUCGUUGGUGGACGGAGCCCAGGAAAGCGGCGCAUCCCGCAGUGCUCGGGGACGUCAGCGCAGUGGAGUGGCAUUCCACGGGUUACGGGGCUGGCAGAUACCCCGCUGACACUCAUGGAGAAAUUACUUCUACAAGGUCUCAUCGGUUAUUGCUUAAUGCAGUGCGGAUUUUUAUUUGGUGUUCGCCUCUGUUCUUUGAUUUUCUGCUGUGUCUUGUUUGAAACGGCUUCUGAUCCUCUCCCUUCUCUCACGUACAAACUUGGACCUCUGGCACCUUCGCUGGGGUUCCGCGGGCCGCCGUGCUUGAGCUUCACAGACUGAAAUACAUGUAUUAAAACACUGCUUUCUUCUUAUUUCUCCUUUAUGUUUCCGUUUGGGCAUUAAAUUGC
Messenger RNA from Aethalodelphis obliquidens (Pacific white-sided dolphin), 2831 nucleotides. RefSeq names its product ssu-2 homolog (gene SSUH2). The record is from RefSeq and is a predicted model, not a curated record. The coding region runs from base 17 to 1135 and encodes 372 amino acids. Lineage: Eukaryota; Metazoa; Chordata; Mammalia; Artiodactyla; Delphinidae. The transcript has 11 exons.